Molecule: messenger RNA, 1379 nt
Organism: Lytechinus variegatus (green sea urchin)
Lineage: Eukaryota; Metazoa; Echinodermata; Echinoidea; Temnopleuroida; Toxopneustidae
Product: gastric triacylglycerol lipase-like
Exons: 8
Coding region: 30-1259 (409 amino acids)
Biological process (GO): lipid metabolic process
Molecular function (GO): hydrolase activity, acting on ester bonds
Source: RefSeq, a predicted model, not a curated record
AGAUUGCAAUGCAUUGAUCAGUUGAAAACAUGGCGGUCAUUGUGCCCAAAGCUCUGCAUGUUCUCUCCAUUAUAUCACUAAUUGGAGCGAUCACUUGCUACAGAUUGGACGCCAGAAACUACAGAAAUUUAGGGGAAGAUCCCGACGUCAACAGGAAUGCGAGUGAAUUAAUUACAAGCAAAGGCUACCCUUGUAAGGAAUACUCUGUCCAGACUGAAGAUGGUUUUAUCCUCGGUGUCCAACGCAUUCCCUAUGGUCGCAACGAAUCAGAGUACACCCCACGACCCGUUGUCUUCUUGCAGCACGGCCUUCUAGCAUCUGCCACCAACUGGUUGACGAACCUUGCGAAUGAGAGCCUGGCAUACAUUCUUGCUGAUGCUGGUUUUGACGUGUGGCUCGGCAACGUUCGGGGGAAUGUCUAUUCGAGGAAAAGCAUCAAGUACAAGCCAGAAGAUGUGGAAUUCUGGAAAUGGAGUUGGGAUGAAAUGGCCAAGUACGAUCUACCAGCCAUGAUAAACCUUGCUUUGAAGGAAACAAAUCAACGAGAUCUCUUCUAUAUCGGCCACUCUCAAGGAACGACAAUCGCAUUUGCAGAGUUUUCCAGAAACAUUGAGCUUGCAUCCAAGGUCAAGAUGAUGUAUGCAUUAGCUCCGGUAACGAGAGUGGGUAACAUGACAAGCCCUCUUCGCUACCUUACAUACUUCCUCCCUGAAAUUAAGUUCCUCUUUGAAAUCUUAGGGGAGGGCGAGUUUAUGCCGAGCAACGAGUUUGUGAAGUGGUUAGCCAAAGACAUGUGUACUGUAGAUAAGACGCUGUGUUCAAACGUUCUCUUUGUCAUCUGUGGUUUUGACGAAAAGAAUCUUAACAUGACUCGUCUCCCUGUAUACGUUACCCAUGAUCCUGCAGGGACAUCUGUCAUGGACGUUGUCCACUAUGCACAGAUGGUUGAGUCAGGCACAUUCCAGAUGUACGACUACGGAGUAGCAGGAAACAUGGCAAGAUAUAACCAGAGCACCCCACCCCUGUACAAUCCAGAAGGCAUGACCACUCCGGUGUCCAUCUUCUGGGGCGACAAGGACUACCUGGCCGACCCGAAGGACGUCCAGUGGCUCAUACCAAAACUGACCAAGGUCAUUCAGGGGAACCACCAUUAUGAGGACUACGAUCACCUUGACUUCAUCUGGGGUAUGGACGCGCCGAGUCGAGUGUACGCACCCAUCGUCACGGACCUGAAGAAGAGAUCCGGUGGGACGUUAUAGCAGUUGGGUGUCGUAGAGUAGAUGUAUUUUUACUUGGAUUUGCUGGGGGGUGUUUCACAAAGAUUUAAGUAUGACUUAAGUCGCACUUAAAUACCGACGCGUACAUGAUAUGCAACGCGC